AAGGAAAGGAAAAAGAAGUUUUUUUUUAAACCCCUAUUUAACAAUAUCACUUAAAAAUCAAAGUAUUCCUGGCAGUAAAGUUCAAACAAUUAACAAUGUUUUUGACUCAUAGGAAAACAGUCAAAUUUAGUUUUUUUUUUGUAUUUUUUUUUUUUUAAUUUUAUGAUUUAAAUUGAUAAUAUGGAUAGUUUCGAUGAAUUUAGAAAUGAUUUGAAUCAAAGGCCCGUAAAUACUAGAAGUUCUCUCAUUGAAUCUCACUAUCAGGCUCCAAUAGAUAACCGUUCAGGAAGGCAACAAGCGUACAAUUCAUCGGGAAGACCUCUCAAUUUGUCAGACUUUAAAAAUGAUACCAAUUCACGAUAUUUAACUAACAACACUAAUAAUAGUAUGAGCUAUGGACCCUCAGAUUCAUAUUUUCCGCAAAGGGCUUUAACUCCAAGUUGUCCAAGGGCUCCAAUAGAUAACCGUUCAGAAAGGCAACAAGCGUACAAUUCAUCGGGGAGACCUCUCAAUUUAUCAGACUUUAAAAAUGAUACGAAUUUAGGAGCUCCAAUAGAUAACCGUCCAGGAAGGCAACAAGCGUACAAUUCAUCGGGGAGACCUCUUAAUUUAUCAGACUUUAAAAAUGAUACGAAUUUAAGAUAUUUAACUUACAACUCUAGUAAUAAUAUGAGCUAUGGACCCUCAGAUUCAUGGUUUCCGCAAAGGGCUUUAACUCCAAGUUGUCCAAGGGCUCCAAUAGAUAACCGUCCAGGAAGGGAACAAGCGUACAAUUCAUCGGGGAGACCUCUCAAUUUAUCAGACUUUAAAAAUGAUACGAAUUUAGGAUAUUUAACUUACAACUCUAGUAAUAAUAUGAGCUGUGGACCCUCAGAUUCAUGGUUUUCGCAAAGCGCUGAAAGUCCAAGUUGUCCAAGGAUUUUUCAACUAGAACAAAUUGAGAGACUUAAUAAUUCAGUAACAAUUCCUACUUUUCAUCAAGAAAACCAGCUUUAUCAAGAGAAUGGAUUCAUGCCUUAUGAUGAUUCUGGAAGAACUUUUAACAUAGAAGAAUUCCAAACAAAUAGCUCCAACAGCCUCCAGCACCCAAGUUACACCAAUGCUUCUUCAAUUCAGUGCAUUAACAAAUCGAAUAGUAAGAGAAAUAGAACUAAUACUGCAGAAAUUAGUAGAUUAACUUCCCGUCAUGUUCCAAGCCCAAAGGUGAAACUUGCAGAGUCCGGAGAAAAAGAAAACAAACCAACAACAAUCCUUCAAAGUUUGGGAUUAGAAAAAUAUUCCUACAAAAAAUUCAUUGAAGAACGAGGAAAUAAUCUAUUCGAAACUUUGGUGAAAGACUCAUAUAAUCCUGGAGUCAUAGUCGAUAGUGUAAACGGAUUUGUUGAUUUUAAUAAAUUAGCUUUUGAUGCUAUUUUUGACUGUGGAUGUAUUCCCGAAGAAAUGGACGAAAAAUCAGUUCCAAUUUCAUUGCUAGAAGCUUUUAACCUGAGAAUUCAAUAUGAACAGGAUUUACGAGAUGAUUUUGAAAAACACUCAUCAUUUUGUGCGAAUAUGUCAAAAUGUGGAAACACAGUAAAACCACUUAAAGAAAAUGAACAUGUUUCAUAUCGAACUCAUCGAGAUGAAAUUAAACUUGCAAGUACUAUUGAUAUAGAUAUGAUGUCAAAAGUCGGAAAUUUUCCAGAAACGCCUCUCACCGAAGCAAUACAUUCACUUUUGAAAGCUGAGAAAAUGAAUAAUUUCGAUAAAAAUGUGCAUUUAGCUGAAGAAGCUAUUCGUUCAGCUUCUGGUGGACAACAAGAAUCAGAAGCUUUAAAAUCAACUUGUUCCUUUAAAUUGGAUCUUCAAAAGAAUGAAACAAAAACAACAAACCCAUCAUUCGAAACACUAGCAAUUAUAAGCUACAUUGGAACAACAAAGCCCAACAAUGAAUGAAAAUAUUAUAAACGAAAUUCCAAUAAAUUGAUAUUUUGUAUAUUGUUUUGUAUGAAAUGUUAAUUGUGUUAAAUGAAACUUUUGAACCGUAAUAAAAAACAACAGCAACACCAAAAAUUCAUAAAUCAAAUCACGCACAAUUUACA
This is a messenger RNA of Eupeodes corollae, 2081 nucleotides long. RefSeq lists its product as uncharacterized. Lineage: Eukaryota; Metazoa; Arthropoda; Insecta; Diptera; Syrphidae. The record is from RefSeq and is a predicted model, not a curated record. The coding region runs from base 181 to 1935 and encodes 584 amino acids. The transcript is spliced from 16 exons.